Messenger RNA from Gymnodraco acuticeps, 1864 nucleotides. It is a transcript of the gene tafa4b, whose product is annotated as TAFA chemokine like family member 4b. The transcript has 7 exons. Lineage: Eukaryota; Metazoa; Chordata; Actinopteri; Perciformes; Bathydraconidae. Gene Ontology annotation, molecular function: receptor ligand activity. The coding region runs from base 622 to 1074 and encodes 150 amino acids. The record is from RefSeq and is a predicted model, not a curated record.
ACGGGAGCGCAACUAUCACUCCUGCAUCACUACACCAUCACUCUCAUCAGCAUCUCUCUGGCGACUUUAACGCCUCUGCGUGACAGUGGCGCGCAGCCAGGGGGAUAAACUUAUAUGGAGUGUCUGCAAAAAACAACAACCCGGUGUCUCUUUUGGGGGGAAUUAACGCACUUUUGCUGACUUUCUCCUCAGUGUGCUUUUGAGAUGGCACGCGGCAAGAUCAUGGCACAUUGGAGCACAUCGCUAUUACGCGAGCUCUGUUUUCUCACCCGGCUCCGGACGGCUGGUACUCUGGCGUGGCAGUAGCCCUAUACCUCACCCCUGCCUCCGAGUGACUGUUCACGAGCUCCGGGAACUGGCUCUAAAGGAUUGUUUAUUGGAAGAAUCAGUGGAGUUGAAGCAGAAAGUGGGAAAGCGCUACUGUCACCUGGAUCCUUUACAAUUCCACAUGAUCAAGCCAUCGAGUUUAUAGAUCUGGGGGCUUCUUCUGUUUGAGCUGAGGAAGAGGAGAGGCAGGAGGAGGAAGAGGAGGAAGAGGGCUGAUGUGUGACUGAAUGCUACAAUGGCCUGUAGAUCCUGUCCAUAGAGGAGCUACUUAGUGGAAGAGAGAUAACCAACAGGAUGAAAGUGUGGAGGAGGUCAGCUUGGCCUGUGCAGGUGGCCUUCCUCGUUGCCUUGGUGAUGCUCUGCGUUGACCCAGUGUCCGCCGGCAGCCGUAACCAUCGGGGACAGACAGUCUCAUACCAGGUGAAGCAGGGGACGUGUGAGGUGGUGGCCCUCCAUCGCUGCUGUAAUAAGAAUAAGAUUGAGGAGCGCUCUCAAACCGUCAAGUGUUCCUGUUUCCCCGGACAGGUCGCCGGCACCACCAGAGCCAGACCCUCCUGUGUGGAAGCCUCCAUUGUGGCCCAGAAGUGGUGGUGCCAGAUGCAUCCCUGUAUGGACGGAGAGGAGUGUAAAGUCCUGCCUGACCUGACUGGCUGGUCCUGCAGCACCGGCAACAAAGUCAAAACCACCAAGCCGAUCAGCUACGAGAAAAAAAAGGAGCCGAUGGCGGACUACGUCGGUGGACAAUAAUUGUGAAUUUGCAAGGUCACACGAUAGCAAGAGAGCCGCAGAGCCACGAGGAAACCUGAAACUCUCCAUGUGGAAAGGAUGGAUGACUCACACACAUUUACUGUACGAUGGGGAACAUAUCAAGGAAAGGGCAACCGUCAGACCAUCCAUCACAUAACAAUGGGAUAAAAUGUACUCAUCACAAACAAUGUACACAUGGAGCCACACACAGCAGUAUGCUGCUUGUCGAGACCAAUGGACUACAAUCAUGGACACCCAGGGUAAAUCUGGACACAAAUGGACUCUUAUUUUCCAGUAAUGGACAAAAUGUGGACUGAUAAAAAAAGGGCGAUAAAGCUUUUCAAAGUAUAUAUUUCAACAAAGCAUUUAUGGAUGAGUGAGACAUGAGAAGUGAAAGCUGUGCUCUGAGUGCUGCUGGAUACGCUCCAGACGUGUUGCUAAUGUCUUUUACUGGAGACAGUGGAGAUGAUUUGGGAGAAAUUAGAGAGAGAGCAGCUCAUAACUAGUAAAUAGCAAAUUAGCAUCAAAUUGCUCUUGUGGGUCAAGUGACUACCAUAAAGACUGUUUUGCGGGAGUCAUUUUGCAGUUCUAAUUAGGAAUUGCAGUGUAGGAUCAUAACAACAUAUUACAAAUUCAUGUAAGAUAUUUGCACUAGUUGAAAACCAUUUGGGAAUGUUUUGUUUUUCUAGAUAUCUCCCAUCUUUUGCUGUGGAUGUCACAUGAAAUUGAAGGUGAGCAUUUUGUAAAAUGUCUGACAGUUGAAGUAGAUAAAUAUAAAGUAUAUAUCUUG